AUGAAGUUUUCUUUCGUUUUUAUUGCUGCCGCCGCUGCAGUUGGAGCCCACGCUCAAGCUGGUGAGUUAACUACUAUCCAAUCCAUCGUUCCUGUCACGUGCACCCCCGCGCCUGCCCCCAAUCUCGCGACCUGUGUGGAUACUUGUACACAGGUGCUCACAACAUUCCUAACCUGCAAUGGUCUGCUGGACUGCCUCUGUCCCAUCAUUGUUCAAGUUGGCGAUCUUGUUACUGAGUGCCUGUUGUGUCUGCCCCUUCUUGGAGAUCUGCUGCGGUUUGUCACAGACGAUGUCGUAAACGUGUUGCUCGGAUGCAACGUUGCCACUACCGUUCCCGCUCCCACCGAGUGCUUCUCCACCACCUCCGUGGUGGUCACCGUUACUAACCUCCCAGAGUCUAGCACUGCCUCCAACGAUUCGUCUGGCUCUAUCACUUCCUCCGAUGCUGUUGCUUCCUCUGCACCUACUUCUGCUACUGCUGAUGAGACACAGAGCUCUGGCUCUGUCACUGCUUCCGAUGGAUCUAGCUCAGGUUCCGCCUCCAACACUGUUACAGACGGCUCCGGUGCUUCUUCCGACACUGCUACGGACGGUUCUGGUUCUGCCUCUGUCCCUGCCUCUGCUACUGAUAGCUCCGGUGCCUCUGCUACUACCACUGACGGAUCCGGUGUUUCUGCUACAGACUCCGCUACCGACGGAUCCGGGGCCUCUGGCUCUGCUACCGACGGGUCUGGAGCUUCUGUCACUGCAAGUGCUACCGACGGAUCUGGUGCCUCUGGCUCUGCUACCGACGGGUCUGGAGUUUCUGUCACUGGAAGUGCUACCGACGGAUCUGGAGCUUCUGUUACUGGAAGUGCUACCGACGGAUCUGGUGCCUCUGGCUCUGCUACCGACGGGUCUGGAGCUUCUGUCACUGGAAGUGCUACCGACGGAUCUGGAGCUUCUGUUACUGGAAGUGCUACCGACGGAUCUGGUGCCUCUGGCUCUGCUACCGACGGGUCUGGAGCUUCUGUCACUGGAAGUGCUACCGACGGAUCUGGUGCCUCUGGCUCUGCUACCGACGGGUCUGGAGUUUCUGUCACUGGAAGUGCUACCGACGGAUCUGGAGCUUCUGUCACUGGAAGUGCUACCGACGGAUCUGGUGCCUCUGGCUCUGCUACCGACGGGUCUGGAGCUUCUGUCACUGGAAGUGCUACUGACGGAUCUGGAGCUGCCACUAGAACUGCUACCGACGGCUCUGCUACCACUGCUGGUUCAGGCUCCGGUUCUGACGGCUCUGACUCCGGUUCUGGUUCAGGUCUCGAAGACACAGACUCUGGUGCCGGCUCUGACUCUAAUACUAACACAGAUGGCGCUUUCGCUAACUCCACCGCUCCUGCUACCGUCACCGAGGUGACCCACGUCAACUCUACCGUGGCCACCGUCACCAUCACCUCUUGUGACGACCACAAGUGCCACGAGAUCCCCGCUACUCUCGUCACCACCGUCACCCACGGUGUCACCGUGACUCUGACCGUCCCCUGCGAGACUACCACUGUUUCCGAGCACGGCUCGGUCGUGCCCAAGCCCAAGCCCGAGCCCGCGACCUCUUCUCCCGCUCCCAAGCCUACCCCUGAGACCUCUGCUCCCAAGCCCGUGCCUGAGACUCCCAAGCCUGCCCCUGAGCCCGCUCCCAAGCCCACCACUGCUCCUGCUCCCAAGCCCGUGCCCGAGUCUUCUUCUACCAUUACUCUGGCCAAGACUCUGACCCAGACUCUGACCAAGCCCAACAACCUCACCAUCCCCACCACUCCCGUUCAGGCUCCCAGCACCACCGUUGCCCAGGCCAAUGCCGGCGUUCAGCAGCACGCUAACGUUGUUGUUGCUGCCGUUCUCGGUGCCGCUGCCCUCCUUAUGUAG
This is a messenger RNA of Yarrowia lipolytica CLIB122, 1899 nucleotides long. The record is from RefSeq and is a predicted model, not a curated record. Lineage: Eukaryota; Fungi; Ascomycota; Dipodascomycetes; Dipodascales.